AUACUGGUAUAUACAUUGGAGCAAAUAUGGAUUCAAAAGUUAUUGUUCUAUGGAAAAAAUAACCCUUUGUGUAUUUCCAUAAGAAGACAGCGGAUGUGACUUCACUAUUGUUUUGAUCAAACAAAAAAAUAUCUGCUCGUGUGAACUAUAAAAAGAACCCAAAACAUCUGACAUCUACCUCAGUUAACUUCUCGAGAGAAAAGAUGCAUCUCAUAAAUUCUGUUGUUCUCCUUGCAUUGGCGCUGUGUUUAUCACCAUACACGGUUACCGCUCAAAAUUGCGAAUUCCUUUGCGAGGAAUCUGGUGGACCGGUCUGUAGUACCGCCCGUAUACAGGGUAGAACAGUUACAUGUACAUUUGCCAACGAGUGCAGAUCAAGAAAGCAUAGCUGCAAUACCAGAAGAAAUUGGAUACCCGUACCUGGACGCUGUGCUCAAAAUUGGGAGAAUUGUCCGAGACGCGGUGCCAAUUAGCUGGAGAUUGAA
This is a messenger RNA of Musca domestica (house fly), 485 nucleotides long. RefSeq lists its product as uncharacterized. The coding region runs from base 204 to 473 and encodes 89 amino acids. NCBI's taxonomy places the organism in Eukaryota, Metazoa, Arthropoda, Insecta, Diptera, Muscidae. The record is from RefSeq and is a predicted model, not a curated record. The transcript is spliced from 2 exons.